AUGGAUGCUCGCAAGGCCUCAAAGAAACGCAAGGCGGUCACUCGCGAUGUCGAGGAGGAAGCGGGUGUUUUCUCUGGAGAUGAAUUGAGUGCCGAGAACCUCGAUGGUGCCCUUUCCGACAACGCAAACGACCUGUCCGACAGCGAAGAUGACGACUCUGAGAUUGAACUGAUUGAUGACUUCAGUGAUGAGGAUGGUGAUGAGGAAGAGGAGGAACUGGAUAGUGAUGAGAUCCCUUCUGAUGUCGAGAAAGAGCCCAAGAAGCCUGCCGUCAAGGAAUGGCACCCCGAGGAGCCCAAUGUUCGCAUCGUGAAAGACGCCAAUGGCAACGAGCGCUACCUUUACGACGAAAUCCACCCGGACGACAACUCGGACUACUCGGACAUUGAAGAGAAUGCCAACACCAUUGGUGAUAUCCCUCUUUCCUUCUACGACCAGUACCCUCACAUCGGUUACGAUAUCAACGGCAAGAAGAUCAUGCGUCCUGCCAAGGGCGAGGCGCUCGAUGCCUUGCUCGACAGCAUUGAGAUCCCCAAGGGCUGGACUGGUCUGACCGACCCCGCCACCGGAAAGCCCCUGAACCUGACCCAGCAGGAAUUGGAGCUGCUGAAGAAGGUGCAGAUGAACGAGAUCCCUGGCGAAGGCUACGACCAAUACGAACCCUUGGUCGAAUAUUUCACCAGCCAGCAGGAGAUCAUGCCCCUCAGUGCUGCCCCGGAGCCCAAGCGUCGCUUUGUCCCGUCUAAGCACGAGCAAAAGCGUGUGAUGAAGCUCGUCAAGGCCAUCCGCGACGGCCGCAUUCAACCUUGGAAGGCUCCUGAGGACCGCGAGGAGGUGGACGAAAACCUCAUCAACUUCGACCUCUGGGCCGACGAGCAGGAGCGUCCGGAUCACAUCAUGCAUGUCCCUGCACCUAAGCUUCCGCCGCCCGGAUAUGAGGAGAGUUAUCACCCUCCUGCCGAGUAUGUUCCUGACAGCAAGGAGCGCAAAGCUUGGGAGCAGGCCGACCCCGAGGACCGUGAGAAGGAAUUCCUGCCAAACGACUUUGGCUCUCUCCGCAAGGUUCCUGGCUACGAGAACUUUGUCCAGGAGAAGUUCGAGCGCUGUCUCGAUCUGUAUCUUGCGCCCCGUGUUCGACGCAGCAAGCUCAACAUCGACCCAGAGAGUUUGCUCCCCAAGCUUCCCAGCCCCGAGGAGCUCAAGCCCUUCCCUACAACAUGCGCCACUGUUUUCCGCGGCCACAAGGGUCGUGUUCGCUCGCUCAAUGUGGAUCCUACUGGAAUCUGGCUCGCGACUGGUGGCGACGAUGGUACCGUCCGUGUCUGGGAGAUUCUCACCGGCCGUCAACUGUGGAGUGCUAAGCUCAGCGAUGAGGAUGCCGUCAAUGUUGUCCGCUGGCGUCCCGGCAAGGAUGCCGUUGUCCUGGCCGCCGCCUGUGGCGACGACAUUUUCCUCUCCGUGCCUCCAAUUGCCGACCCCGAGAUCGAGAAGGCAAGCUUCGAGGUCCUUGAUGCUGGCUGGGAUGUCGGUGUCUGCGCUGUCAUCCCUCUCCGAUACGUCCCCAAGUCCAUCUCCUGGCACCGUCGUGGAGACUACUUCGUCAGUGUCUGCUCUGGCGCCUCAACCCCCGCCUCCGUCGCGAUCUCCAUCCACACCCUCUCCAAGCAUCUCACCCAAUUCCCCUUCCGCCGCCGUCUCAAGGGUGGUGGUCCCCCUCAAACCGCCCACUUCCACCCCUCCAAGCCAAUUCUGUUUGUCGCCAACCAACGCUCCGUCCGCGGCUACGAUCUCUCCCGCCAGCUUCUGGUCAAGAUCCUCCAACCCGGUGCACGCUGGAUCUCCUCCUUCGAUAUUCACCCGACUUCAUCCAGCGCCUCGGGCGGCGACAACAUCAUCAUCGGUUCUUACGACCGCCGUCUGCUCUGGCACGAUCUGGACCUCUCGCCACGACCCUACAAGACCCUCCGCUACCAUCGCAAGGCUAUUCGUGCCGUCAAGUUCCACCCUGGUGGUCGGUACCCGCUUUUCGCCGAUGCCAGUGACGACGGAUCGUUGCAGAUCUUCCACGGUAGCGUUACGGGCGAUAUGCUCAGCAAUGCUAGUAUCGUUCCUCUUAAGGUUCUCAAGGGCCACAAGGUUACUGCUGAGCUGGGUAUUCUGGAUAUUGACUGGCAUCCGCGUGAGGCGUGGCUUGUUAGUGCCGGUGCUGACGGAACGUGCCGUUUGUGGAUGUAA
Penicillium waksmanii is the source of this 2235-nucleotide messenger RNA. It is a transcript of the gene erb1, whose product is annotated as ribosome biogenesis protein ERB1. Gene Ontology annotation, molecular function: ribonucleoprotein complex binding; protein binding. Lineage: Eukaryota; Fungi; Ascomycota; Eurotiomycetes; Eurotiales; Aspergillaceae. The transcript has 2 exons. Gene Ontology annotation, biological process: ribosome biogenesis; maturation of LSU-rRNA from tricistronic rRNA transcript (SSU-rRNA, 5.8S rRNA, LSU-rRNA). The record is from RefSeq and is a predicted model, not a curated record. Gene Ontology annotation, cellular component: preribosome, large subunit precursor; PeBoW complex. The coding region runs from base 1 to 2235 and encodes 744 amino acids.